AAAUCUAAACAAAAUUAAAGAGAGGAAGAGGGAGAUUGAGAGGGAGAAGACCGACGACGACGACGACGACGACGGAGGCGGCAGUUUUUUCCGUCCUGAAAUCUGACUCUAUCGGUUAAGGGAUUGAGGCAGCAGAAUAAGGGGGGUAUAUUAUAAAGCCAUGGAAGAUACGUUGGGUUCAACUAGUUCUUCAACAGCAAUCAACUCUUCCAAUAUAGGAUUUCAGCUAUUGAAGAAGCAUGGUUGGAAAGAAGGCACCGGUCUUGGGGUCUCUGAGCAGGGUAGAUUAGAGCCUGUAGAAACAUAUGUGAAGAAUAAUAAGCGAGGUUUGGGAGCAGAUAAAGCGAAGAAAAAGGCUGUCAAACCUGUUCAUACUGAUGAUGGUUCUAGGGAAAACAAUAAGCAGGAAACUAAGAAGAAAACCAAAGCACUUUCUAAACGGAUUAGAAAGAUGGAGGAGUUUGAGAGGAAGAUGCAAGAGAAGGAAUUUGAGCGUGCUUUCUUCAGGGAGUUCUGGCCAGAAAAUGUAUAAUUGAUAAUAAGGUGUAUCACACCAUUAUAUGUCAUCAUUACCUCCUGCAUUUACCAUCGAAUACUGUAGAUUAGUUCAUGGUUUGUGCAAAUUGGAUCUUCAAGCAUUUUCACAACAUACAGGAGUUCAGAAGCCUUUGCAAGACAAAAGGAGUUACAGCAUAUUUUAACUGUAAAUAAUAAACUUUUCUUUAAUUA
Molecule: messenger RNA, 729 nt
Organism: Arachis duranensis
Lineage: Eukaryota; Viridiplantae; Streptophyta; Magnoliopsida; Fabales; Fabaceae
Exons: 5
Coding region: 161-532 (123 amino acids)
Molecular function (GO): nucleic acid binding
Source: RefSeq, a predicted model, not a curated record